CAGAUCCUGAGUGUCCUAGGAUGUGCAAGAUGAAGUUCAAACCUAGUAGUAUGAAAGGCUUUCCUAUUUCGGAGUUGUAUGAUACUCUUGGUACAACAAAGGAAAUUAAGAGUAUCAUGCUUCCAUCUCCUAGUGAAAAAGAACUUUUGAAGCAAAUCAUGGAUGAUGAGGUUGGACAUGAUGAUGUGGAUGAUAUGAUUGUUGAUGGUUGGACGAAGCGUAUAAUUAAGGAAAAUAAGCCAAUAUGUUUUGAAGAGCUUCAUAUCCAAGAUGUUAGUAGCCGUGAGAUUGAGGCAAAUCCAAAGAAUGCGAAUGUUGUUGGGGUAAGAGUUGGUCGGAAAAAGGUGGCUCUGAAGAAGGUGAGUGAAAAAGGAAUUGUUGAGCAGCUACAGAAGCAGUUGGAAGAUGGUUUAAACAGAAUAUAUAUGAAGAUUGAUGACAUGGAUACAAGACUUACAUAUGUGGAAUCAUGUGUGAAGAAUCUAAAAGAAGCUAAAGAUACUAAAGGUGAGAAGGAAGAUGGAGAGAAAGAGAAAGAGUUGGAAGAGAAUGACUUGGAAGAAGAUGAGACUGAAACAGAUAAAGAGAAAGAGAAAGAAGAUGAGUCAAGUGAGAAGAGAAGCAAGGUGGAGAGGAUGUACGGGAGAAAGAGAACACGCACAACAACGGCAAAAGAACAAGAAGAAAAAGGAGAAGAAAUUCAAGUCGGUUUUCAAGAAACAAGUGAAAGAGGCAGAAAAAAGGCAAAGUUGACAUGGAAGAAAGUGGAUAUUAAGGGUGUAACUGCGGAUCAGGGAAACUCGAUUACUACUAACGAAAGGGUGGUUGUUGAACCGUCUUCGAAAGUGGGAAGUUGGAAACUUGCUUCUAAUCUCAAGUCCACGCGGCAGUAUAAUGUUCAGGUGGGUUCUUCACUUCCUCCUUGCUCUAUCUCUUGCGUUGAUGAACCAUUUUCUGUCUCAGUUUCUUGUAAAGUUAAUCCUGGACCUUUGAAGCAUGUUGUUGAGAAGUAUCCAGAGGCUUUGGAGAAUUUGCUUCCAGGUUCUACUGUUCAAAAUUAUAUCUUGGAGGUGUUCGAUGGAUAUAAUAACCAUGUUGCAGAAGGUACCAAUGUUCUGAUAUGUAUUGAGGGCUAUUGUAUCAAUGACUCGAUGGGCUUAAACCAAAAGGUUAAUAGUUGUGGCUGCAUUGAUCUGUCUGGAAUACUCCAAGUCACGGCUGGCUAUGGGAAAACUAUAUCUCUCUCGGUUAUGUCUGGUAUUGAUGAGAUCUUCAAGAAAGAGUCUCAGACUGAGAGACGAGAGCUCAUGCUCUUAACAAAGCUGCCUGAAUGCUGUGUUGCUGGUUCAAAUCUUACAAACCUCAUUUUUAAAGUGACGGAUUCAGAUGGUGUUAUGGAUACUAGUAUCCAUCAUGAUGAAAAAUCUGGAUGUUUCCAUACAAUGAGCAUUGAAACUGAUUCAAGCAGCGAUGAGAGUGAAAUCAGAUAUGCCUUUGUCCAUGGUUCCUGCAAAGUUCCUACUCUUUCUCUACCUGAGAGGGAGGGUGUCUUUUCUUUCAAGGUUUUCCAUUCUCGAUUUCCCGAGCUUCAUCUGAGCUUAAAGAUUCAGCUUACACCUGCUCAAAUACUUCAAAGAGAUGAGACAUCUUAUUCAAGGAUGGGUUUAACACCUAAAUCAAAGAUGGCUUCAACCACAUAUUCACCGGCUCUCAGUAGCCAAACUGGCCCGAGCCUGAGGGAUGUGGCACAGUUCACUGAGAGCUUUAAAGAAAAUCUUAUUGGAUACAGUGAACACAGAGUGGAAAUAGAUGAGCGCCUACAUUGUUUGGAAGCUGAACAAAACCAGGCUAAGGAAGAGUUGCGUACCUUGCAAGCUUCUCUAGAACCUCUCGGUGCUAUGUUCCCAGAAUGCCUAUCCACCAAAGAAUCAAUGAUGAAACAGAUUGAAGAGAAGCAUCAUGACACUGCAGCAUCAGUUUUCUGUUGUUUGUACAGAAAGUCACCGCCUCCACAGUCACUGUUUCUGUCAAAGAAAGGAGUAUUUGGCCUCGUAGCACUUCUUGGUUCAGUUGCCUCCACCUCCCUUAGCAGGGUGUUAUCUGAAUAUUUGGGAGAAGACAUGUUGCUCGCUUUGGUAUGCAAAUCGGCACAAAUUGGACCUAAUAAUGCUGAGUUUCUCAGGCUUCAGUCCAAUCAUCGGUUUCAUGUUCUAUGUCUUGAUGCAAUCAGACCUUGGAAGGAUGGACUUUUGGAGAACGAUCCUCAGAAGAAAUUAGCCAUGGAUGACCCAAAGCUGCCCGAUGGAGAUCCCAUACCGGGUUUCAAGGGCUAUGCCGUGAACAUGAUUGAUUUGGCUCCAGAGGAGCUCACUGUUCAAACUUACUCAGGAUACGGGCUUAGAGAGACUUUGUUCUAUAAUCUCUUUGGGAAUUUACAGGUAUAGAGACCCAAAAGCAAGUUAAAGCAGCUCUUCCACACAUCAAUGGUGGUGGUGCAGUCUCUUUAGAUGGUUUUAUCGCAAAAGAUAACGGAUUCAUAUAUUCCGGGUGCAGCAUACCGGAAUUUCAUUUCCCGAUUACACUAAAGGAGGAUGAAGAAGUGAAGCUGAGAAAAAUGGAAGCAGCAAGAGAUAAAGUGAGAAUGGCAGCGAAGAAGAUAGAGGAGGAGAAGUGUUCAAUGCGUAAGGUAGACAAGAAAAUGAAGAAAACAAAUGAAAAAUAUCACAAUGUCACAAACUCAUUAGAGCUAAUCCAGUCUCAGUCUUUAGAGUAAUGAGAGUAAAACUGGACCUAAAACGAUUCAAACAGUUUGUUUACCUGUUGGUUAUCGGUUUGGUUUUUGUGUUUUUGGAUUAGUCACUUUUGUUCUGAAAUUUCAUUUUCUUUUUCGGUUAA
Arabidopsis thaliana (thale cress) is the source of this 2895-nucleotide messenger RNA. RefSeq names its product En/Spm-like transposon. The record is from RefSeq and is marked reviewed. The coding region runs from base 21 to 2444 and encodes 807 amino acids. NCBI's taxonomy places the organism in Eukaryota, Viridiplantae, Streptophyta, Magnoliopsida, Brassicales, Brassicaceae. The transcript has 15 exons.